Vitis vinifera (wine grape) is the source of this 1091-nucleotide messenger RNA. Its product is annotated as transcriptional regulator SUPERMAN. Bases 171 to 989 code for a protein of 272 amino acids. The record is from RefSeq and is a predicted model, not a curated record. The transcript has a single exon. NCBI's taxonomy places the organism in Eukaryota, Viridiplantae, Streptophyta, Magnoliopsida, Vitales, Vitaceae.
CCAAGUUCUUUCUCUACUCCACAGAUUUCUUGUGUGACUUUCAUAUUUCCAACUUGGAUAUAAAGUGAUGAUGAUUCCUUCUUGUCCAUCUGUAAACUCAUCCUUCCCUCUUUUCAAGCUUGAAAUAGCAGCUUGAGGUAAUCAGUCAGUCAAUCUCAGGCAUUAACGCAAUGGAGCAAGCACGGUAUUGGAUGUGGAAUAAAGGCAAAGGCCGUUGGAAAUCUCAUUUGGAUGCAUCAUCCAAUUCAUGGGAAGAGGAAGCUUUUGCCAAGGAUGCAUCCCAGCCUUUUGGUGCUUUUAUAUGGCCUCCAAGAUCUUAUUCUUGCAGUUUCUGCAGAAGAGAAUUCAGGACAGCUCAAGCCUUGGGGGGUCACAUGAAUGUCCACAGACGGGAUAGAGCAAGGCUUAAGCUGCAGCCUCCUAGUCCCCAUAAAGAGAUAUCCGGUAAAUCGAUGGGUGAUGAAGAUCCAGAUCAAAUUUGCACCUUGGUUUGCAAUCCUAACCCUAAUUCAAUCCAUGGAGUUGUUGCAUCACCGCUCUCACCUUCAAGGGUUUCAGUGCUAUCCAUUCAAGAGAACUGUGAAGAGCUGUCCAUGAUUUCUUCCACUGUUCAAGAACAUCAUAAAGGUACCUUUUCCUGCUUCCCUCAAUCUUGGUCUAAUUCUGUUCCCAUUAGGGUUUUCAGCAUCCCUGAUUCUAAGAGAAGAGAGGAAAACCCAAUGAAGAAGCGAAAAUCAAGAGUCCAUGAUGAGGCUAAUUCCAGCAAAUCUGACCUAUCCAUGAGCUUGAAUUUGGUUAUUGGUCCUGGCAAUGAGCAGACUGUUAGCUGCAAGAGAAGAAGAACCGAUCAAAUACCGCUACCUUUCUUCCUUAAAGGAAGUUCAGCUACUAGGCAUGAUCUCAAAUCGCAAAUCACUGCACUUAACCUGGACAGUGCAGAGGGUUUAGACCUUGAGCUCCGGCUUGGUGACCCACCAAAGGUGAAGUAGGCUAGUAAUUACUAUGAGUUUUCCCUUAAUGACAACAAGCACUGUACUUCUCUCUUCUCCUGUUUUCUUUGUUAAAUAUCUUCAGUCUUAUGGCUAAUAUAA